UCAUGUUGCCAUUGCAACCAAAAAUCUCAGAAAUCAGUAGUGAAUUUCCAAUAGUAAAAAGUUUUAAGAAAGCUGCCCAAGAAGGUGCUAAAGUAGCAGGCUUUGCUUUUAGUGUAUCAUCAUCAAAAAUGACAUGUAGUAAAAAAGAUAAUCUUAAAUCUACAAAAUGCCAAAACUGCCCUGUCACAUUGUAUGCUGUUUUGGAUAAGAAAGCUGAAGCUUGGGUAGUACAAUCUUCUAAAAAUCAACAUAACCAUAAACUUCUCUUACAAUCACAAGUUCACUGUCUUUAUCAACAUCAAAUUCUUAACCCAGAACAAAAAGAGACAGUUUAUACAAUGAUUAAAAGUGGGGCAUCAGUUCAAUCAGUUGCUGAUGCAAUAUAUUGGAAACAUAGUACAGUAUAUACAAAAGAUAUUGUUAAUAAACGUGAUAGAAUUAAAAAUGCUUUAAAUAAAGGCUCAAAUCAUGGUUCUAUAAGAAACUUGUUCUUUACCCAUAUUGAAUCAGCUUACCAAACUGCUAUAUGUCCGGAAGUGCUUAUAGUAGAUGCAACAUCCCAAGCUCUUAGAAAAGCGGCAAAUAUAGUUUUUCCAGAAGCAAAAAAAAUAGUCCAUAUUUGGCAUAUGCUUGCACAAAAUCUAAGAACUAUGUGCAGAAAGUUUUUUAACAAUGAAGAUGAUUAUAACAAGCUAUUGUUAUCAAUUCAAAAAGUCGCUUAUGCAGAAGAGAUAAGUAUAGUCAAAAAAGCAUUUGAUGAAAAAAAAGAUAAAGAAUGUUGGAUAAAUGUCUUCACAAAAAAUUAUCUACAUAUGGGAGUUUAUUUAACACAAAGAGCAGAAGAAAGUCAUGGCUAUUUGAAAAAAGCAAUUGAAGCAGCAAGUGGGCUAGAUCAAUAUGAUUCAAUGCCUAUGUUGUCUUCAUCCUUGUUGCCUGAUAUAGCCAUUAAUAAGGCUUUAUAUAUGUUAAAAGAAAAAUAUAAAAACUUAAAUAAUUGUGGGUCAAAAGCUACAUUUUUGAAUAAAAUCAACACUCUAAUUGAUAAAGAGAUCGUAACUCCAAAAGCACUAUUAUGUAUUAAAAAUAGAGGCUGA
Dentiscutata heterogama is the source of this 1094-nucleotide messenger RNA. The record is from the annotation of a GenBank genome assembly. Lineage: Eukaryota; Fungi; Glomeromycota; Glomeromycetes; Diversisporales; Gigasporaceae.